Messenger RNA from Plasmodium coatneyi, 7836 nucleotides. Its product is annotated as Inositol phosphatase. The coding region runs from base 1 to 7836 and encodes 2611 amino acids. NCBI's taxonomy places the organism in Eukaryota, Apicomplexa, Aconoidasida, Haemosporida, Plasmodiidae. Gene Ontology annotation, molecular function: phosphatase activity. Gene Ontology annotation, biological process: phosphatidylinositol dephosphorylation. The record is from RefSeq and is a predicted model, not a curated record. The transcript has 2 exons.
AUGAAUGCAUACAACACGGAAGGGAGAUACUUGUUAAUAAUAUACGAAAAGGUAUUUAAAAUAAUCUACAUAAAGAAUUUAAAAGACAACAAAAAUGAGAAAGUCAAGGUGCCAUCUCUGUUCAUUUUCCGCGAUAGUGGAAAAUGCACUGAAAAAUUAAUAGAUAAGGAUAAAAUCAGGAAGAAGAGCAAAAAAUUCGGAAGCGUCAUAAGUGAGCUAAUCAUAGACAAUAUAAUUGGUACGAUCGAGGUUAAAGACGAAUUAUUUCUCUUCGUAGUGGAUAAAUGGAAACUCCUGUGCAAAUUUUUUUACCUAAACAAAUAUAGGAGCAUAUAUAAAAUAGAGAAGGUGCAUUACAUCCCUUACAAUAUUAACAUAGUUUCUUUGAAUACCAUUAUUAGCAAUGCGCUGAACGUCGAUGAUAAUUCCAAUAGUUACUUUAUCAACCACCUGGUUAAUCAGGAAGAUAUAGGCAAAGAUUUUGAGGUCAUAAAUAACAGCAGUCAAAGUCACAGCACAAAGGUAGGGAAGUGCGUCAGGAAUCCUAGUGACCACCGGAGUAGAAGCGGAAAUCGCAUAGACAAUCAUGGCGACAAGAUACGCAGCAUCCCGCAGAACGGGAACUGGAACGAUCCCUCCUACGAGCCAGACAGCUCAGACAACGAAAUUGAGAAGAACUACAAAAUGGACGAAGAAAAUAUGUACGGCAAGCAUUUUGCAAAUAAAAGUAGCAAAAUAAAUGGAGAUAGAACUACAAACACAUGGAACAAAUAUGGAGGUGAAUUCGAAAUGGAGGUCGAACCCAUGAAUCAUAGAACCCACACAAGUGACAACUAUAACAAGAAAGAGGAGAAAAAUAAAAAAAUACUCAAUUUUAAUACUGCGAAAAGGUGGCUGACCAACCAGUUCAAUCAUAAAAAUAUUUUGAACAUCAUUUCGGACAUAACGAAUUAUGACGGUCGUGGUGGUGGUGCGGGUGCUGAUGUUGGUGGCAGCACCAUCGGACCUGCUAGUAGCAGCCACACCCGCAGGGGAAUGCAACGAAACGAGGAAGAAAUGAUGAACACGAAUUCGUCCACCCUGGAUGACAACGAAUUUAUGAUGCAAGUGCUGAACGAUAAGGAAAAGUGCGCUCGUCGGGAAAAUGUGAGCAUGUCGAACAGGAUAACCAAUAGUGAACAUAACUCCAGAGGUCUAACCGCGGGGGGAAAGGAAAAUGGCACCACUAUCUACGGUGCGAAUAGUAAUGACGGCAACGUAACUUACGGUAGGAGUGACCAGCAAAGUGUGAGGACAGAACCACACGCCUCUUAUACAAAUAAGGAAGGUGCUCAGACAAAAGAACCCAUUAACACUCCAAGGAUAAAUAUUAACUUGAUUGACGAUUUGUUUACGGAUAGGAAGGAGGACAGUGAGGUAUUGACAGUUGGUGGAGACCAAAUGGUUGGACAAGCAAACCAGUUAAACCACUUACUGAGUGAUUGUCCGAAGGAGUCAUAUCAAAUUGGAGCAAAGAAUAACCACAAUAAUUUUCUAAACUGUGGGGAGAAUGAGAAGAAGUCUAGUUUGUACCCCCCUGGAGGAAGCCUCCCCAGUGACAAAGGUAACAUACUAGGCACAGAAACAGCCGUUGGGGAGGCACCCACCAACCAGAAUAACGAUAGUUACUACCAAAAUUUGAUGUGCAUUUAUAAUGAGGAAAAGAAGGGAGCAGUCAGAUCAAGGAAUGAAAGCGGUAGUGGUAAAGUUGAGGGGGGACACAACUCGUUAGGGAAUCCUCCAAAAAAUGCAGCAACAGAAAGCAAGGGGGAUUUGAAGGACCUCAUUAACAACUCCUACUUCAACGUAAGGAACAACCUUGUUGUGAUGGAAAAUAGCGAAAAUAGUGAGAAGAGGAACUCCUACCCGCUCGGUUUUAAAAACGCAAAUGACCAAAGUAUCAAGACAGAUGAAAAAAAAAUGAAUAUAAAAAUGGACAUGCACAAAAUGUUAAAAAUGAUACAAAAAAUUUUGACAAUUCAUAUGUACUACUCGUACGAUUAUGAUUUAACGCAGUGCAUUCAGAAGAAAACGAAAAAGAAAAUCGAAGAGGUAGAUGUAGAACCCAUGUUUUCUUCAUCAUCCGCUAAUAGAAAAAGGUCCUUCCUAAAUGUGAGCGAAAAAAAUUUCAUGUGGAAUUACCAAAUGAUUAAAAAGGUAAAGUGUAAAUGCAAAAUUGAUGAUAAUUGGUUUUGCUCAGUAAUUCAGGGCUACAUUUCUUACACCUCUAUUGAGAUCAAUAGAAGGUGUUUAGAGCUUCUUCUCAUUAGUCGUCGUUCUUCCGUUUUGGGUGGGACGAGAUUUAAUAAGAGGGGCAUCAAUGAUGAUGGGUAUGUGGCUAACUAUGUAGAGACGGAGCAAAUUGUAAGAAUCAACAAUAGGAACGUUACCUAUUUGAAUCGGUUUGACAAGGCUAACAUGGCUGUAGAUAAUGUGAAGAAACAGAAAGGGGGUGAGGCAAGAGGCUCAUCCGGUGGUACCGAUUUUGGAACCCCAAAUAAGGGUGAAGUGAGCAAUUCGGGGGACGCACAAAAUAACACCGUGGGAGGUGUAGCUCCCCCAAAGGUGGUGCCUCCUACAGCCAGUGUACCAACUAGUGGUGGAAAUAAUACGCAUGAGGGGGAAUCGGAUCCGUUGGGCAAAAUGUCCUCUCCGGUGGGAGAAGGGAAGGCACCCCGUGGGGAAGGCACUGCCGAGGCGAAUAUUAAUAAUGAAACAGUUGCCACCGGGGAGAGCGCCGGACCAACACAGGCAUGCAUCAAUAGUGACAGCAACUUCGAGAACAGAAUAAUCUCCCUAGUCCAAAUAAGAGGGUCGAUCCCCCUCUUCUGGAAGCAACAUUCCAUGUCAUCCCACGUAAACAUACAGCGGUCUUCACUGCUAAGUAUAAAGGCCUUCAAGGAGCACAAUAAAAAGUUGAUCACAAAUUAUGGCAACAAUAUUUACUACAUAAAUCUCCUCAGCCAAAGCAAAAACAACGAGAAAAAAUUGACAAAAAAAAUGAUAGAGCUGAUUAACUAUAUAAAGAAGGACAAGCAUUAUAAGGAGAAAAAUUUUAUUAACUACAUCGAGUAUGAUUUUCACAUUUCCGUAAAGAACAAAAGCUUCGAAGAUGCCAUGAACGAUUUUAUUAAUAAGGUUUUACUGAGGGAGAUAAAGAAUGUGUCUUUUUUUAUGGAAACAUCGAAGAGUGUAAACCAGGAUGGCGCCAAUACAAACAGUAGUAGUAACAACAAUGUCGAACAAGACCACCCGUGCGUUUUUCAAAACGGAGUGUUUAGAACGAAUUGUCUGGAUUGCCUAGACAGGACCAACGUCUUCCAGUACUACUACACGCUAUUCUUCAUGCUGUAUGUAUUGCAUGUGUCAAAAAAUGACAUUUUCCUAAAACCAGUGAAGAAAUCACACCUGUGUUUUUACAAGAAUUUUAAUACACUGUUUAAUAGCAAGAGCGUGACGAUAGUAACUACCCUCCCGACGGAUAGCUACCUGGUGGAGCUUUCUGAGAAAUCUGGCAUAAACAGAAAUUACGAUUACAGCAAAGGCAGCAGCAACAGUAGCUGCAGUUUGUUUGAGGAUUACUGCUAUGUGAACGAGGGGGGAGGAGCCCCCCAGAAUGAUGAAGGCGGGAACGGUGUGAGUAGCGUAAACAAUACGAGCACCCCGAACAAUAUGAGCAGCGUUAAUAAUGAGAGCGGCAUCAACAAUGGGAGCAGCGUUAAAAAUGGGGAAAACAACCUCCAUAACGGUAGCAGCCAACACAGCGGCGGCGGCAAGAGGGAAUGCCUCAAGAGCGAAAUCAUGAACAGAAUGGAAAAGGAGGAAAAGAAGCAUAGAAUGUCCUACAGCAAUUAUGAAAAGGAAGACGAAAGGAAAUUUAACAAUCGACAGGAACAACCUGAAGAAUAUGUACACAUUUUAAAACAUUUUUUUAAAAAAAUGUGGGUAGAAAAUGGAGACAUUAUUAGUACCCAUUAUACGGGUACAGGCAGCGUCUUCUCUUCGCAGAUAAAUGUAGGAAGGUCUUCCCUAAGCACAAACAUUGAUCAUGCGAUAAAAUCGAUUGAGCGGUUCUAUCAAAAUAACUUUGAGGAUAAUUUCAGGCAGGAGUGCAUCGAUAUUAUUCUAUGCACAGGGAAGUAUAGCAAAAGCAAGAGAAGAAAUUUCAUCGGGGCCGAUUUUAACUAUUUUUUAAAUUACGGCAAUUUUAUGAAUAAGGAGGGCUUCCUCGGUUUAAGGGGCAGGAAUAUGGGUCUCUCGAUUCCGUACCUACCGCAUGGAAGGAAUGCGCAGUUGAGGAAUGGGCAGUUGGGCAGUGUGCAUCCGGUUGAGGGGCAGAUAGAAGCCGAACGGGGUACCUCCAAGGAGAAUCACCCCCAGGGAAGAAGCCAACUUAAGCCAAACCAGUACAACACCAAUAGCAGUGAUUCAAGUGAUAAUGGCGUUGAAAAUAGUAGUAGCCUUCUCCAAGAGGAGCAAGACGAAGAGGAAGGGCACCUAACCCGGGGGAGAAGCGAGGAGGGACGAAUUGUAUGGCCCAGCAAAAAUGCAGGAAGGAAGAAGCUGGAAGGAAGAAAUGCUAAGGAGAAGCAUUCCCUGGUAGAUUAUCCUCUCAGCAAAGGCGUAAUUUAUGAGGAUCAAAAAGGGAAGGACGAUGAGGAGGAUUCGGAAGAGCACGAAGAUCACGCAUACCAAUCGUCUCACACGAAGGAGCCACGUAAAACACUAAAAUCGAUGAAACGGGCAAAGAUGAAGAAGACGAAGAAGGUGCACCUGGCGGAGAGCGAAAGCAAGGAGGUUGCCCACUCGAAGAGGGAGAAAGCCUACGGGAAAUCCACUUCCAUGAGUGAUAUGUAUUCUCGAACAAAUGUGAACAAUGACAGUAGUGCUGACAACACACUAAACAGCAACAGUAGCAGUUGCAGCAGUGGCAGCCGAAGCGAAAGUAGCAACUUAGACAGUAACUUGCAGAAAAAGAGGAAGAAGAAAAAAAAACGAAAAAACGUAAACAAAAAGGGCAAGGAAAAAAAGAAUAAAAGCGAUCUAGUCUAUAUGAAAAAUGUGUAUAAGAAAAAAAACUAUAUUUACAACUUGAGGAAUAGGAACAAGUACAGCGAUUAUCUAAGCCACGAUCUUAUAAACCAUUACUACAUGGAUUUUGAUGAAUCCAAAAUGGGCAGUUCUCAUAGGAAGAAAAAAAUGCCCAAUAAUGAUUAUGAGGAGAAAAUUGUAAAACUGUGGGCAGGCACAUGGAACUUAUGUGGAAAUGACUUGUACGAAUUGAAUGACAUUUCUUCCUGGCUGAAUCAGAUCAACGAGUGCAUUGACAUGUAUGUGUUUUGUUUCCAGGAGGUGGUGGAGUUAACGGGAUUUAGAAUUUUGAUGAACAUGAAAGACAAGUUUAAGGAGAAGAAAAUCGAGCAGAAAAUUACACAGUCUUUGGCAGAGAUGUCCCAGAGGCAGAAGGAAAUGUAUAUUAGGAGUAAAAUCGGCACGAUUAACGGUGAGAACAAGCACUCCGUCGACACGCCACACAGUACUUAUGAUAAGGAUGUUGGAAUAAAGAGCGACGGAAUGAAUAAGGAAGAUUACUACGAAAAAUGUUUGAAGUCUUUUAACGAGUCCUACAUGUGCGAGGGCGCACCCUCCGUGGGGAACGCUACGAACACAGUCAGUGCUGUCAAUGCUUCUAAUACUUUGAACGCUGGGAGCUCGACCCAAAAGGGAGAGAGGCGAAGUUUUGAUCAAAAUGGUGUCCUUGACAUUUCGAAGAGUUGCUUCCUGAACAAUUACUUUAACAACUUGGAGGAGGAUCAGGAACAGGUUCACCCUCGUUUCUCUACUGCGUCGGCGUCGCCUAGCGCCCAAGACGAACAGAGCAACUUGCUCAAUGUGAACGUGCCGAACAUCAACAUGAUGACCCAGGAGGACCCCUUCAGUGGGAGCCCCCCCUCGAAUACGCAGCAAAGAAAGCAAAGUAGCAAUUUACUAAAUGUUUUCGAUGAUCGGGAUAACAAUGGCGGUAACCUGCUAGGGGAGAACAUCAUAAAAAGCAAUGACACAAAUAUCAGCUCGAAUAUAAAUGAGCUUUUUGACGGUAGCCCUGUGAGUAGUUUCAAUAGGGAGGCAGACAAUGGCGUGUAUAGCAGCAGAGACGUCUUCAACUUGGUCGAUCAUGCACACGGUGUAAGUAAUCACGUGGGGGAAGCAGGCGGCUGCAAUUCGAACGAUUUCAGUGUGCAUAAUAAAGGACACAGUGAAGAGGAUAAACAGAGUCACAUGAAUCAGAGGGGGGAGAAACUCAACCAUGGUGAUAUGUGUGGCCAAUCUCAAAAUAGGAAGAGAGCAGAGACGAAUAGCGUUCACCUUUCGAGCAUGCAAGAUGUUUUUCAAGAGAGCAAAAAUAGAAGCUCUGUUAAUUUGAUACAACUUGGAGGAGACGACAUGGGUGGUAGUGCUACAUUAAAGAAUUCUGCCAAAACGCACAGCCACGUGGAAGGAAGGAACACGCAGAGGAGUGGUGCUUCAGAUGAUUAUCCUAGCAAUGAUUGUAAGCAUUUGGGAGAACAAAUGCCCUUCCAAAGUAACGACGUUUUUCUGAAGAACGAAUCAAAUAAGUACUUUUUAAAUUUGAAAAAAUUUAAAUAUGUGAAGCUGAAGUCUGUAUCCAUGAUAGGACUCUUCAUCAUCAUUUUUAUUGACGAGGGGUUAGUGGACUACAUAAGAGAAAUAGAUGUGUGCAAAGUGAAGGUUGGCAUGAAGGGCAAUACGGGUAACAAGGGAAGCGUGUCGAUAAAAUUUCGGCUGGGAUUUAACUCCUUCUGUUUUAAUAACAUCCACUUGGCAUCAGGCCAAACGAAUAUCUUCGAAAGGAAUAAUCAAAUGCAAAGCAUUCUUAGCAACAGCUUCCAGAAUCAGGAGAUGAAUAACCUCUUCAACUUCGACUAUUUCUUUGCCUGUGGGGACUUCAAUUUUAGGAUCAAUAAAAGUCAUGAGGAGGUUUUCAAAUCCAUUGCCAAUAAGAAUGCCAACCAGUUGCUGAACUAUGAUCAGUUCAUUUAUAAUAAGCUUUACAACAUUUUGCCUUUUUGCCUUUUCUAUGAGCACCCCAUCAUGUUCAACCCCACAUACAAGUAUAAGAAGAACUCCAACAUGUACGACGUGCGCCGGACCCCCGCCUGGUGCGAUCGGAUACUGGUGAGCGGGAAGCUAAUACACCUGUCUGAGCUGGAAAAGAAGCGCAAGGAGUACAUGGCACAGGAGUUCCAACAGGAGAAGGACGACGUGAACAACAGUAAGACCGACCAGAUGAAGCACACCGAAGCGGAAAAACAACUCACUAGCAACAAUCCUGAGAAUGAUGACCUGAACGAUUUUUACUAUAACGAUAGAAUAUAUUUUAAUUACUUAAAUUACAAGACGCACAACAAUUUCUUCUCAAGUGACCACAAACCGGUGAGUGCAAUUAUAGAGCUAAAAGUUUUUUUCGACAAAAAGGACAUCGAAUAUAAACUUUAUAACUCAUACAGUAUGAAAACGAAUGAUGACUACAACAGUUUUGUAAAAAAUUCGAGCAACACAAGCAACAGUAGUAACAAUAAGAACAGCAAUUUGCUGGACUAUUUUUUUCCCAAUAAUUAUGGCCUAAGCAAAUACACGGCCUACCCCAUCUCGCAAAUUUUAAAUUACUCAAAUAAUUUAAAUAGCAAGUUUAAAAAUGAAAUGAAUGACCAUACGUUUCAUGAGGAUGCGAUGAAGAAUGUGGAUCGACUGGACGAUUUUUCCUGCGCCAAGUGA